AUGAAUUGUUUUUGUAGAGAAAAGUUUAUUUGGAAAAUCGACAAUGUUUCAUUUCGGAGACCAAAUGUUACUACUCAAUUAAUAACUAACACACCAUUAAUACAACCAAUACGACAAACACAACAAACCUAUAAUGAAGAUGCUACCAAAAUUUCAUCAUUAAUGUCACUUGCUAACUUUAGCAUUUUAAUCGUUGUCAUUAGUAUUAUUUUACGAUUCGCAUUUUUUUACCAACCAUUCUUUGAAAUAUUCUUUCCACCUUUGGAUUGGCCUAUAUUUAGAAGUCUUACGAAUACUACUAAUUUGAUUUCUGGACAACUUGCGGAACUUAAUAUUCCAGCAUCAUCCGUGAUCAUAGAAUAUCGAGUUACAAGCCAAUAUCUUGCUGAUAUCAUAGAUCGAAAUGAAUUAUCUCAAAAUAACUCUGAUAAUGUUGCUCAAUACCUCAAUCAACUUGGGGAUAAAAUACGUUACUCAGGUGAAGCCAUUGAAAAAAUGUAUCCUGUUGGCAGACGUGCUCUUAAAGAACUUGGCAUGGAAUUAAAAGAUAUCAAUAAUAAGAUUAAACCUGGACAAGUUCUUACACAAGAAAAUGUAACAUAUUUUGUAGAACGUUAUGGAAAAAUUUUAAAUGUAGUUACUAAUUUACGAGAUAAGUUCCAAUUAAUCCUAAAUGAACUUGAUGAUCUUUAUAUUUUAUAUAAUGGGACACAUCAUCAACUUGCAAAUGGAAUGAAUGAUGUAGUGUUUUUUUUUGAAAAGAUAACACCAGAGUUAGAAGAGUAUUAUGAUAUGGAACAAUUGAAACGAGAUCUCGGUUAUUUAAAACAGAUAAUGGAGAAAGUUCCUAAUAUUCGAUAUCAAAUUAAUCGUCUUUUAUCAGAAUUUAAUAAUCAUCGACAGAUGUUGAUUAGGUAUCGCAAUGAAUGGGUCAGCUCAUGGAGACGAAAGCUAGUUUCUUUUGAGGAUACUGAAGAAUUACAAGAUAUGAUUCCGAGGUUAAACAAUUUAGCUGAAGUAUUUAUAAAGAAAGAUUAUGAAAAUAUUGAAAAAAGAAUAUAUGUAUAA
Molecule: messenger RNA, 1068 nt
Organism: Scutellospora calospora
Lineage: Eukaryota; Fungi; Glomeromycota; Glomeromycetes; Diversisporales; Gigasporaceae
Source: the annotation of a GenBank genome assembly